Molecule: messenger RNA, 1843 nt
Organism: Argiope bruennichi
Lineage: Eukaryota; Metazoa; Arthropoda; Arachnida; Araneae; Araneidae
Product: forkhead box protein J3-like
Exons: 3
Coding region: 159-1715 (518 amino acids)
Biological process (GO): regulation of DNA-templated transcription
Molecular function (GO): DNA-binding transcription factor activity; sequence-specific DNA binding
Source: RefSeq, a predicted model, not a curated record
UGCCGAUCACACAACUCCGUCCACUCGCGCUCUCUUCGUGAUCUGAUCCGUCCAACCUUUUAAGCCUAAGCGGGAUGCCCGACCCACCGACAACCGGAUUAUCCGGCCGCGAAGCCUAGGUGCUUUCCAUUCCUUCCGUCCAUGGUGGUCAGACUGAGAUGACCUUCAAGAUGCCCAUCGUGUCUAAGGAUGAGAUGGCUCUGCGGUUCCAUCAGAACUGGCGCGAGCAGAACCCAGAGGACUUAAUCAGCGAUGUCGAUGACUGUCUCACCGAUCUAAAUUGGCUGCAGAAUCUUAAUAUCAUGACUAAGUUCGGGGCCCCUACCCCUGAAACACCACCCGCCAGCCCUGUGCCCUCGCCGGAAGCCAACAAGGGCCUGCUGUUCGCCAAGACCAAAGUGUCCUCCUCUUUCUGCAGCAAGCCCCCUCAGGUGGAGGAUGUCGACUACAAGACCAAUGGUAGUGUGAAACCCCCUUACUCGUACGCAACGCUCAUUUGCAUGGCCAUGAAGGCCAACAAGAACAAAAUGACUCUUUCGGCCAUUUACAAGUGGAUAAAGGAGAAUUUCAUGUACUAUAGGAAUGCCGAUCCCAGUUGGCAGAAUUCCAUCCGUCACAACUUAUCGCUCAACAAAUGUUUCAUUAAAAUCCCCAGGAGUAAAGACGAGCCUGGAAAAGGCGGCUUUUGGCGACUCGACCCACAAUACGCCGAAUCUCUGGUUGAUGGCAUCUUCAAGAAAAGGAGGCCUGCCCAGAGGCAGGCUAGUAACGGGAAUGCCAAGAAAUCUCGGCGAGAUACCGCCACGACUACACCAAAACUGAAAGGACAGUCCGACACCCUUACCAGAGUCCUAGAGACGUUCCAGCAAGACACUCCACCCAGCUCUGCUGGUUCACUUGUUUCUCACACCGAGGUGGAAAUGUUGGCAGAUCUGAAACCCUUACAGACUCAAGAAUUGUUCGCCUACACUACUAACAGCCUAUGCGAUUUUCAGACCGAUCGCCUUUUGAUUCCCUCUUCACAAUCAGUCCAUACCAAAUUGCAACCAUCUCCGUCCAUUUCGGAUCAAAAUGAUGAAGCACUUCAAGUACUGGAACCCAUCCCCCACGUCAACAUGGUCAAUGGUGGAUUGCGCGUUAGCCAUCACUCUACCAUCAACGAUCACAAUGCCGCCACCACUACCAAUAAUAAUGACGUCUGUUGGAACGACGUCCUUGGAGAUCAAGACUUAGAGCUGGAAAAUCUCUAUAAAUAUAGACCAGAAGAUUCGAUUUCCUCAGUUGUGAACACAGCCUUGGCCCUGAAUGACGACUUGUUUAGCUCAGACGGCAGCAGUUCGGACCUGCCAACAGAACUGGACCUGGUUUCGACCGAUCAACUUGACAUGAGUGCUACCACUGGCCAAGCUAUGCCGACCACAACGGACUGGUGGGGUUUCCAGCACCCCUCUCUAGAUGUCACUCUCACACCUCUGCUCAGUAUUUCUGUACCUUUCAAUGGCAACGGAGCAUCAACCGUUGCCAAUCUUGGCGGGAACUGCAACAACUUCAAUAAUAACUAUGUUCAGAAUGCGACCUCCUACGUGUUAGACAGGCCGGCUCAAUCUCAAGAUCCGCUCCAAAAUCAACCAUGGGCUGAGUGCAAGGCAGCUUUAGAGGCGGUUGCCUUUGAUCUCGAUGAUCUAGGAGAUUUGGAUCCAGUCCACGUGUAUUAAGACAAAGCGUCGUUCUCCCUAGUAUUAUGAACUGUUCCGUAAAUUUCUUGCUUUAAGAAUGCUGGGAUUUCUAUCCACAAUCGAUGAAUCUCUUUUGGACAUUUUUAAAUACUUUUGACAAUCAUUUG